This is a messenger RNA of Fusarium redolens, 1086 nucleotides long. Its product is annotated as ATP-dependent DNA helicase PIF1. Lineage: Eukaryota; Fungi; Ascomycota; Sordariomycetes; Hypocreales; Nectriaceae. The record is from RefSeq and is a predicted model, not a curated record. The transcript has a single exon. The annotation marks the transcript as partial.
GAGAUUUCUUGCCGCUUCUUCUUCCCGCGAGACACGAGAGAUACGGCUGAGGUUGUUCGACGACAAGGACAAUCCUACUUCUCAUUCGAGGCGGCCAGGAAUGACAGCCUUAUGAACCACUAUAACCGGUGCCUGAGUCUUGGCUGGUUAGCCAACAUUGAUAUCUCCCCCUAUACCAGCCUCCAAGCUGUGAUUAAUUAUGCAGCCAAGUAUUGCAGUAAGAUGGAGAAGCGGACUGACAGUUAUGCCGGCCUGGGGCGGCAAAUCUUGCCCUAUGUCUCCCACCAGAAUCCACUUCUAUCUUUUGCCUCGCGUCUGAUGAACAAGUUGCUUGGUGAGAGAGACUUUUCGGGACAGGAGAUCUGCCAUAUCUUGCUCAACUGCGAGCUGCAGGAGGGUACCCGUGUUCUAAGAGCCGUCGAUUGCCGUCCCUACGAGCAGCAGGGACGGUCGCUUCGCCUCCAAGGUGAUCAUGACGACGGUGAGGUCGUUGGAAUAUAUGAGAAGUAUCUUUCUCGCCUUCCCCUUCAUGAAGAACUCACUUAUCUCGACUUCCUAGCCAACUGGAAUACAAGCAAGAGGGAUGGGAGAAAGUGGACACGCUGGAGUCGUCAAGCCAAGCCUCGCGUGCUAUACUACUUCCCGCGGUACAAGUCCAAUCCCCGACAUCACCAAUACGAUGAUUUUUGUCGUGUGAAGCUAAUGCUGGCUCAUUCACAUCGCGAUCCCAGCGAACUACGCAAGAUCGACGGCAUUGAGUAUGACUCGUAUGCGUCUGCCGCCGAAGUCUGUUAUGCGAAGCAUCAGCACCCUGAUGACUAUUAUGGCACACCUGACGCUGAAGAACGUCGACCAGAUCCGGACGAGUUCGAGGAAGAAUUUCACGAGCCUGAACUUCUAGAGGAGGACUGGCUUGAACUUGCCCGCCAGCUUCCCGACUGCGCACCAAGCCAAGAGGCAAUAGAUCUUCUGGGUCGGCGGGAUAUCGAUAUCCAACACGACUGGACGCCCCAUGUCGGCCGCUACGCUGACCCAGGAAUCGUUCAAGGCGAUUAUUGGCGCCACUUCAUUGAGCAGCAUCGUCUC